Miscanthus lutarioriparius is the source of this 507-nucleotide messenger RNA. Lineage: Eukaryota; Viridiplantae; Streptophyta; Magnoliopsida; Poales; Poaceae. The record is from the annotation of a GenBank genome assembly.
AUGGGUCCCCACGGAGGCAUUGCGCUCCGCGCGGUCGCGCUCGCCGCCGUCCUCGGCUUCGCCGCCGCCGGGUUCAUCUCGAAUGACGCGCUGCUGGAGCGCGGGCGCGACACCACCGGCCGGAGCCUGCUGCAGCAGAAGAAAGAUUGCCCAGUGAGCUUCCAGGACGCCAACUACACGGUGAUCACGAGCCGGUGCAAGGGCCCGCUGUACCAGCCGACGCUGUGCUGCGGCGCGCUCAAGGACUUCGCGUGCCCCUACUCCACCUACAUCAACGACGUCAGCACCAACUGCGCCGCCACCAUGUUCAGCUACAUCAACCUCUACGGCAAGUACCCGCCGGGCCUGUUCGCCAACACCUGCCACGAGGGCGACAAGGGCCUCGCCUGCCCCGAGGACACCCCGCAGAUCGAGCCCGGGCAGAAGGCCUCCGGCGCGGCCGCCGUCGCCGCGCCGGCCGCGGCCCUGGCGGCCGCUGCGGCCGUCUCGUUGCUCGUGUCCUGCUGA